Molecule: messenger RNA, 2954 nt
Organism: Centropristis striata (black sea bass)
Lineage: Eukaryota; Metazoa; Chordata; Actinopteri; Perciformes; Serranidae
Gene: znf341
Product: zinc finger protein 341
Exons: 16
Coding region: 41-2887 (948 amino acids)
Biological process (GO): regulation of transcription by RNA polymerase II
Cellular component (GO): nucleus
Molecular function (GO): DNA-binding transcription factor activity, RNA polymerase II-specific; RNA polymerase II transcription regulatory region sequence-specific DNA binding
Source: RefSeq, a predicted model, not a curated record
GACUAGUCGAGCGCCUAUCGAGCAGUAGAGGAGCUACAAGAUGGCGCAAGCAAUAUUUGAAGUGCUUGAAGGCAUGGACAACCAGACGGUGUUGGCGGUCCAGUCUCUGCUGGACGGUCAGGGUGGAGUUCCUGACCCCAACAACCAGAACGUCUCUGGGACCUCCACCAUCCAGUCUAUGGACGACGAGGACGUUUUCCUGUGUGGGAAAUGUAAGAAACAGUUUAAUUCUCUUCCGGCCUUCAUGACCCAUAAGAGGGAGCAGUGCCAGUCCAGCGUCCCGUCCCUGUCCACGGUGUCCCUGGCCUCCUCCAACGCCUACACCCCGGUCCCCUCCAUCAGCUCCGGACCCCAGACCGCUGCCAACAGACAGGUUUCCACUUACAUCACAGUCCCUCCGUCCCCGCUGACUCACACUCUGGUCCAAGGCAACGUGCUGGUCAGUGACGACGUCCUGAUGUCGGCGAUCUCCGCCUUCACCUCCAUCGACCAGCCGAUGGCCGCCAUGCAGACGCCUAUACAGAGUAACCUGAGCAUGCACACAGCUGGCGUAUCUUACCUGCAGCACCAUCACCACCACCACCAUCAUCAUCAUCACCAUCAUCAGCAACAACAACAACAGCAACAACAGCAACAACAACAACAACAACAACAACAGCAACAACAACAACAGCAGCAGCAGCAGCAGCAGCAGACGUCGUCCCACCCGCUGCCCUCCAGCCAGCCCCCGGCCCACCCUCCGCCCCCCCAGCAGCCGCUCUCCUCUCAGGUCCCGGCCAGUCACAGUAACUCGGUGGUCCAGGUGUACAGCACGCUGCCCCACAUGGCCGGAGGUGGUGGUGCAGAGAUCCACACGCUGGGGCUGCAGCCUUUUCAUCCCGUACAAGUGCCCAGUCAGUGUGUGGAGAGCCAGUCCUUCACCACUCCUCCGGUCUACAGCCCCGGGAAACAGUGCACCAAGACCAAGACCUGCAGCAUCACCGCCAACCUGACGGAGCUGGGAGACUUCGAGAAGGUCAUCAUUCCCAAACGGUCAAGAAGUAGCAAGAAAAGCUCUGAUGGAACCACAGCAGAGCAGCUGAAAGGAAAAGUACCGAAGCUGAAGUGUAAUUUCUGUGACAAAAUCUUCUCGAAAAACUUUGAUCUUCAGCAGCACAUUAGAAGUCACACUGGAGAGAAACCGUUCCAGUGCAUCGUCUGCGGCCGAGCCUUCGCCCAGAAGUCCAACGUGAAGAAACACAUGCAGACACACAAGGUGUGGCCGAUGGGCGUGGCCAGCACAGUGUCCAGACUACCAAUCACAGUCAAGGUGGUGCCGGUGUCAUCCAAUGAGGAGGAGGGGGGCGGGGAGCAGCAGCAGCGAGGAGAACCAGAGGAGGAGCAGAACUGUCCAACACAAACAGAAGAGGAGGUCGUUCACACAGAGGCUCCAGGGGAGCUGGAGGAGAGAACGGCUGAGGCUCAGGCUGAUCCGGAGGGGGAAGCCCCCCAGAACGGACUUCCUCAGGUCCAGAUGCAGGUCCAGUCCAACCAGGAGCAGCAGGUCCAGGCUCAGACCAAGCAGAUCGUGGUGAUCGACAGCUCCUACCAGUGCCAGUUCUGUGCCAACAAGUUCAAGACCUACUUCCAGCUCAAGUCUCACAUGACGCAGCACAAAGGGGAGCAGGUCUAUAAGUGUGUGCUGAAGUCCUGCUCCCAGACCUUCCAGAAGCUGGACCAGUUCCUGGAGCACAUCAGGACCCACCAGGAGCAGCUGACCUACCGCUGCCACCUCUGCAGCAAGGUGUUCCCCUCCCUGUUUGAACUGGGAGUCCACCAGUACUCCCACUGCUUCUGCCCACAGCAGAGCACACGCAAGGAAACCACCAUUUACAGGUGUGUGAAGUGUCAGAGCAGGUAUUCUACCCAGGAAGCCCUGGAGCAACAUCUACUGACCGCCUCACACAACUUCCCCUGUCCUCACUGUCAGAAGGUUUUCCCGUGUGAACGGUACUUCAGACGUCACCUCCCGACUCACGGCGUCGGAGGGAGAUUCAAGUGUCAGAUCUGUAAGAAAGCCUUCAAGACGGAGCACUACCUCAAACUGCACAUCCGGAUCCACUCAGGAGAAAAGCCAUAUAAAUGUUCCCUCUGUGAGGCGACAUUCAACAGGAAGGACAAAGUGAAGAGACACAUGUUGAUCCAUGAACCCUUCAAGAAAUACAAGUGUCCCUUCAGGACUCAUGUAGGCUGCACCAAAGAGUUCAACAGACCAGACAAACUCAAGGCCCACAUCCUGUCACAUUCUGGUAUCAAACCCUACAAGUGUCUGUUCUGUCAGAAGGCGUUCAGUCGGAGGGCUCACAUGUUGGAGCACCAACAGUCCCACACAGACAACUACCGCUUCAGGUGCUCCUCCUGCAACAAGGGCUUCACCAGACACAGCUACUACAGGGACCACAAGUGUCCCGCCGCCACGGGGACCGAAGGAGGAGGAGGAGGAGGAGACGCAGAGGGAGAGGAGGAGGAGGUGGAGAAGGAAGGAGAGGACAGAUUCAUGAGACAAAGGAGAGGAGACGGAGAGAAGGAGGACUGCUCAGAGGACAGCCAGGAGCAGCUGGAGACACAGGAGGAAGAGGAGGAGGAGGAGGAAGAAGAGGAGGAGGAUGAUGACGAGGAGGAGGAGGAGGAGGAAGGAGAGGGGAGGAGGACUGACGAGGUUUGUCAAGCUGCGAUGACGAUCAGCACCAUUGAAGAGCAGGUGGACGGAGGAGAAGAAGAGGAGGAAGAGGAGGAUGAUGAUGAUGAUGAAGAUGGCGGGUCGGUGCUGCAGCAGAUUCAGAUUCAGAGCAACAACCAGAACGCUUUACAGCAGCAGCAGCAGCAGCAGCAGCAGCCAUGUUUGUAGUCAGAACCACAUGUUCUGUAGGAACGUUACCGGGAAAGUUUACACUGUAAAAAAUGUGUUUAGUCUA